Molecule: messenger RNA, 2632 nt
Organism: Ictalurus punctatus (channel catfish)
Lineage: Eukaryota; Metazoa; Chordata; Actinopteri; Siluriformes; Ictaluridae
Gene: cetp
Product: cholesteryl ester transfer protein, plasma
Exons: 16
Coding region: 186-1676 (496 amino acids)
Biological process (GO): phosphatidylcholine metabolic process; triglyceride transport; very-low-density lipoprotein particle remodeling
Cellular component (GO): high-density lipoprotein particle
Molecular function (GO): triglyceride binding; cholesterol transfer activity; phosphatidylcholine binding
Source: RefSeq, a predicted model, not a curated record
UGUUUUAGAGCCAGGCAAAAACCAUAGUGCUCCUCCUCCAACCACACACACACAUUCAGGGUGCCCCAUCCGUCUUCCUAUACUUUACCUAAUUGUCUUGAGAUUGUAAAGCACGAGACAAAGGACUCCAGUAUCGUUUACCGAAGAAGAACAGAGCAGGGCCUGUAUUUGUGAACAUUCCAGAGAUGAAGAGGAACGCAAUGGAGCUGUGCGUAGGACUGCUCCUGCUCUUUAGUCUGGCUGGAGUGGGACACUCUUGCGUGGAUCCUGAAUCGGCCUACAGGUUUACUGGCAUCGUGUGUAGGCUCACGUACCCUGCUGCUGUCGUCUUAAAUGAAAAAACCACAGAAGUAAUCCAGGCUGCAUUCAAGCAUGCUAAAUAUCCCAAUAUUCAGGGGGAGAAGUCAAUGUUAUUCAUGGGCAAGCUGAAUUACGGAUUACACAAUCUGGAGAUCCACAAUCUGACAAUUGGGAAAAGUGAAUUUGAGCUGCAGGAGAAUAAAGGCAUUGGCAUCACUAUCUCCAAUGUAUCUGUUGUUUUUAAGGGAACUAUUAUAUAUGAAUACGGAUCCUAUCUCUUCUCAGUAGGCCAGUCACUUGAUUUUGAAGUUGAGUCCCAAAUUGAUUUAAUCAUCAAUUCUAAGUUAUAUUGUGGGAAAGGCAGAGUAGCUGCAGACACUUCUAACUGCUACCUCACCUUCCACAAGCUGCAGCUCCUACUGCAAGGCGACCGAGAACCUGGCUGGCUGAAGAAAGUGUUCACUAAUUUCAUCACUAUCACAGUAAAGUUGGUUGUAAAGGGCCAAAUCUGUAAGGAAAUAAACAAGGUUGCAAAUAUCCUGGCAGAUUUUAUCCAAGACACAGCAGAGCAGUUUGUGAGUGACGGAAACAUCUCUAUGAAUGUUGGCAUAACCUCUUCCCCGGCAAUCACCUCCAAUUACGUAGAGUCAUACCACAAGGGUCUAGUGACCUAUAACAACACCACCUCAGUGAUCAAAGACUCUGUGUUUAAGCCAGACCAGAUUUCAGAGAAUCGCAGCCUGUACUUCUGGCUCUCUGAUGAUGCCCUUGAACCUCUAAUAACGGCAGCAUACCACGACGGACGAUUCGUCAUAAACAUCUCCGGAACAGAGCUCACUGACAUGUUCCAGACUCAGCUAUCCACAGACAGACCUAAUUUAGUGAACAAGUGGCUAUUCUCUGAGGAACCGUUGUUAAGAUCGUGGUGUGCAUCAGUGCCUCGUUUCUGGACGACACCGCAAGGCUCAUCUGUCAGAGUGGUGGCUGCAGUGGAGCUCUCUUCUGCAAAGCAGGACAGUCCUGCGCUGUACUUUGAGACGGAGGUGGAGGUCUAUGUGAGAGCCUCUUAUGCUGAAAAGAAAGUCAUCCUGAAGGCCACACCAGUGAAUAUAUCUAUAUCAAACUUUACCACCUCGGAAGAUGUUUCUGAGAGAUUAAGUGCUUAUCUUCAGGAGGCUGUUGAGAAGAUUGGGAUCCCCAAAGUCAUACCCUACCUAGAGGCAACAAUGACAGCCUUGAUGGACAAGCAGAAUCUCAAUCUGUUCGACAUUAUCAAUCCUGAAGUAAUACCUUAUAAUGGUUAUGUCUUGGUACAGAUGGACUUUGGUUUCCCACAGCAUCUACUAGUGGAGUUCCUCAGGAAGACUCUGGUGUAACUGCAGUCUAAUAUCUGGUAUUCUGUCAUGCAUUUGCCUAAAGACACCUAUGAUCACAAAGUGUCGGCACAAGUAUAUUUACAUUUGUAUUUACAGAUUUUUAGUUUGAGAGAGCAUUUUUGUAAUAAGACUUUUUGUAGUAGAAUAUUGUACUUUUAAGCACCUGUAAAACAUCCUUUCUUUAUCUGUGGAUGUCAAGGCAACCAUUAAAAAUGUAAAUUUCCAGGAGUUUCCAGAAGAAUAGAAACUUUACUGCUGUUGACAUAAUGCUCUAUGGUGGAGAUUUUCUUUCUUGCUCCAUUAAACUUCUAAUAACCAUUUAAUAAUUCAGUAACUUUUAUAGCUUCAAGUUGUAUAACACAAACAUCCUUCUAGUAAAGUCUGCUGACUUGGUGGUAAUCUUGACAAUGCUCCAGGGCAGUUAUUUUCAGUCAUACAAGACCAGGCUCAUAUUUACUUGAAAUGGCGGAGGCCCAUAUGCCACAAAAGGAUCAACAAUGUUUAAAUUAUGUAUUAGAAAAUCUGACAAAGAUGCUGUGAAUAAUAUGCAUUCUUUGGCUGAAAUAGCAUGAAUUUUAUUUUAGGUUGUCCCGUAUAACUAAUGGACCAAAGUGCACUAAAAAAUGUAGAAUCAUUGAUAUGACACUGAUUGGAGUUGUUAAUUUAGCAAUAGUUAAAACUAAAGCUAUUCAGUUAAGGUUUCCAGCUUGGGAAUGUUUUAUGUUUGUUAUGACUUGUGUGGUUUCUUGAUAACAUGACGAGCUGUAUUUUUUUUUUUUUUGGCUUAUUAAACUUAAGAGGCUGGUAAAGGUCUGACUGUUGUAGUUACUAUAAUGUCAGGGAUAAAAGGAAGUAACUUGUUUCUUGGACAUUCCACAAUAUUAAGUGUAACUACAAAUGGUUACAUUAUGGUGUCUUUCAUAAUUAAAUAAAUAAAGUAUUAUCAGUGAUUUAAA